Molecule: messenger RNA, 2223 nt
Organism: Gordionus sp. m RMFG-2023
Lineage: Eukaryota; Metazoa; Nematomorpha; Gordioida; Chordodea; Parachordodidae
Exons: 1
Coding region: 1-2223 (740 amino acids)
Source: RefSeq, a predicted model, not a curated record
AUGAAGACCCCCCAUCUUCAUGAAAACAAAAUCUCACAGUCAGUCUUAAACAAAAGAAGAUUCUCACGAAUAGAGUUGAAGGCCAAUUUGAUCUGCAAGAAAAUUGACAACCUCAAUAUUAAAGGAGCACUCAGAUUGGUGUCCACACAUGACUCUUUAGCUGAGCCAUCCAUGUCCACCUAUUUAAAGUUAUGUCAAAAACACCCCUUAGCCAACAUCAUCCCUAUUUCUCCUCAACCUCACUCCACUUGCGCUUCUCUUUUUACUUCUGAAGAAGUGAGGGAAGCCAUUCUCUCCUUUCAUCGCGAUUCCGCUCAUGGGCUCGAUGGCAUACGCCCCAUUUUUCUCCAGGACAUCACUUCCCCCUCUACAUGCUCACAAACAUCCGUUCUCCCCAAAUUAACAAACUUCUGCAACAAAAUUUUAAACGGUGAGGUUCCAAAUUUCGUUUCACCUAUCCUCUUUGGUGCCAGGCUAAUUGCACUUCAAAAACCUAAUAAUGAUAUCAGACCCAUUGCUAUGGGUUCUACCUUUCGCCGAUUAGUAGCCAAGAUGAUAUCAUCUCGAAUUAAGCAUGAUGCUUCACGUCUCCUAAGUCCCUUCCAACUUGGUGUAGGAAUCUCUGGUGGCUGUGAAGCUGUUGUACAUUUGUCCAGAUUAUAUCUUGAAAAUUUACCUUCUAAUGAAUCCUUGAUAAAAAUUGACUUCUCUAAUGCUUACAACACACUCUCCCGGAACUCCUUUUUGAGUUCCUCAAGUAAUCUUUUUCCCAGUUACACUAAGUUUUUUUAUUCGUGUUAUCAACAGCCCUCCACUCUUCUGUUUGAUACCUUUAAAAUCCCUUCCGUCGAGGACAUUCAGCAGGGAGACCCCCUAGGUUCCCUAUUCUUUUGUUUAGGUAUUAAUGACAUCAUUAAAUCCAUUAAUUCGGUCUGCUCAUUAUCCUUGCAUUCCUGGUACAUUGAUGAUGGUAUCCUCGGAGGAUCCAAUGUUGAAGUCAAUAAAGCUGUGAACAUCAUCAAGGAGGCCGGAUCAGCUAUAGGACUCUCCAUUAAUCCAGAGAAACCAGAAUUUAUCCCUAUCAAUACAAUCGAACCUAAUACUAACAAAUUCAAACUAACGACUCUUGACGGUCUCUAUCAUCUGGGAGCCCCUGUUGGUGGUAACUCUGCUAUUUCUUUCUUUCUUCAGUCCACUUUAGAUACUUUAUUAGAGCUGGCAGAUUUAUUUUCCCUUCUUCCUUCUCAUAAAGCCUUUUUCCUGGUGAAAUUUUUUUUCAAUAUUCCCCGUAUUCUUUACGCACUUCGCUCAACUGCCAUAUUUAAAUUCCCAAUUCUACUUGGAGUUUAUGAUAAUGGGAUCAAAAUCCUUAUCGAAAACAUUCUAAAUCUUAAAUUCGAUGAAAUUGCUUGGACACAAGCUUCUUUACCCACAAAGAUGGGAGGUCUGGGCCUCAGAUCUCCAUCCGAUCUCACCUUAACGGCCUUUAUAUCCAGUUGCCUACUAACUAAAAACAUAAUAAAUCCCAAAUCUUUAAAACCCAACUCUUCUUUUAAUGAUGUAAUCAUCGAAUGGAGGACACGAAUUUAUGCGGAUCACCCUCUUCCUGAAUCUAAUAAGCAGAAGGACUGGGAUAGGCCUAUUAUUGCACUCUGCGUUGAAUCACUCCUUUCCAGAAUGCAAUUAUCUGACCGUCCCUUAUUCUCUUCUUUGCUUAAUGGUUCAGGCCAUGUUCUCGAGGCCAUUCCGUCUAUUAAUCUACAAUUACAACUAAAUAAAAACGAGCUCACACAUGCAAACGGUAUCCGUUUAAAUUGCCUUAUUACCCAACCCCACAUAUGUUCAGGUUGCGGCUCCACAGUUUUGGGCAAUGGAAGACAUAGUAUUCAUUGUCGCUCAUGUAAAGGUCGAAUUGUAAGACAUAAUCUAUGCAAUUCGAUCAUUCUUAGAGCUCUCAGAUCUGCUCAAAUCCCCUCCACUCUUGAACCAUCCGGUCUUUACAGAUCUGAUGAAAAACGGCCUGACGGUAUUUCGCAAAUUCCUUGGAAGCGCGGUCAAUCCCUGGUCUGGGACUAUUCUUGUAUUGAUCCACUCGCUCCAUCAAAUCAAACAGUCAAUAUACUCGAGAAAAAGGAGACACUCAAAAUAGCGAAAUAUUCCGAAAUCUCUCAAGAAUAUAUUUUCAUCCCCAUUAUUUCCACUACCCUUACCACUUUUGGGUAA